Prorocentrum cordatum is the source of this 876-nucleotide messenger RNA. NCBI's taxonomy places the organism in Eukaryota, Dinophyceae, Prorocentrales, Prorocentraceae. The record is from the annotation of a GenBank genome assembly.
UCAUCGCGCUCCUGGUGACCCGACCCACCGAUCUGCUCAGGCUGCGGGAGAAGCGCGCCACGGCUGCGCUACUACUUCCUGCAGCACUGGUCGUACCCCGUGAGGAUCUUCAUCCCGAGCAAAGAGUUGCGCGAGUAUGACCCUUCGAGCUAUGUCGAGUCCCCCACCUACGAGACGGUGCACCGAGUCAUGAGUGAUGUUGGGGGCACGGGGUACGACUGGAAGAUUGAGACAUUCGACCUCCGUUAUCCGAAAGUUAUCAGCGACGACCACGCGUGGAAAGACAAGAUGAACCCGUGCGCACGGGCCGUGGCGACUAGCUACAAGCAUAUGAACCAAUUCUUCACCAAGGCGAUGUACGAGCACCCGUCGUUACAACAGUACAAAUAUUAUCUUCGCAUAGAUACGGACUUCAAUUUCAUGGAAACACUUGAGGAGGAUCCGUUCUGCAUGAUGGCCAAGACCGGGCGGAAAUUCAUGUGGCAAACACGGAAAGAGAUCCAGAACUCGCAGUGUUCCGACGGAAUGUGGGAGUGGUUUUUGCAGUACCAAGAGACCCAUCGCUUGAUCCCGCAGGAUCCCUUGUUUUGGAGGCCAAAGGGGGCAAGGGUGAACUAUGUGGGCUAUGCUGGCAUGGGCGACCUGGACUUCUUCAGGUCAGAGCGAGUCCGCAGGCUGGCGGAGGCGCUGAACGAAGAUGGGCGCAUCUACCUGAACAGAUGGUCAGAUCAGACGUACUACGUUCUCCUCUUCGCCCUUUUCGAGAACCAUACCACGGUCGGCGACGCUGGCUUCAAGUGGCCGGCGAGCAGCUGGUGCCACAAGUGCACGAUUCCGCCAGCUCCGUUCGACCCCAUGACUGGGAAGCUCCGGUAG